GCUGCAGGAUGUCGCUCACCGACAUCAUGGCCAUCUUCGGAGGACUAACGGCUGCUUUCUACCUGCUGAAACUCACCUGGUCAUGUUGCUGUGGAUUCAGAGAGUUCUUCCUGUCGGAGUACUGGCGAGUGGACCUACGGGAAUACGGACAGUGGGCAGUUGUCACCGGAGCCACGUCUGGCAUCGGGAGAGCGUACGCCAGUGAGCUGGCGCGGAGAGGCCUGGAUCUGGUGCUGAUCGGGAGAUCCGACGACAAGCUGCAGAUGGCUGCCAAGGAGAUUGAGAACGAGUACGGGCAAAAGACCCGAACCAUCCAAGUGGACUUCACCGAGGGCUGCAGCACCUAUCCAACCAUAGCCAAGGAAAUUCAAGGCCUGGAGAUUGGAAUCCUGGUUAACAAUGUGGGAAUGACCUGCACUGACAACUUUGCCUAUUUUCUGGAAAUACCCGACGCUGAGCAGAAAAUAACUGAGAUUAUCAACUGUAAUAUGCUGUCUGUCUCGCAGAUGACCCGGCUGGUUCUGCCCGGCAUGGUGGACAGAGGGACGGGGCUGAUCAUCAACAUCUCAUCUGAAGCGGGGGUCCGCCCACAGCCUCUGCUCACUCUUUACUCUGCCACCAAGAUUUUUGUAACAUAUUUCUCUCAGUGUUUGCAUGCAGAGUACAAGUCAAAAGGAAUUACAGUUCAGUGCGUGGCUCCCUCCAUGGUGUCCACCAACAUGACCCACAACAUGCCGGUGAACUGGCUGGUGAAGAGCGCCGCGGCCUUCGCCCGCGAGGCUGUCAACACCGUGGGUCACUGCAGCUACACCAGCGGCUGUCUGUCCCACGCACUGCAGAGUGCGGCCCUGACGCUUCUCCUGCCGGACUGGAUCCGCAUGUCCACCUGUCUCAUCAGGAAGCUGCGGAGUCAUCAGGACGCAACAAAACAGGAGAGCGCACACACGGAGAGAGCUGCUGCCAAGAAGCAGUAGUCGUGUAAUUUAUCAUUAUUAUUGUUAUUACUGACACAACUGAAAACUUAUUUUUGUCUCUUUUUGU
Molecule: messenger RNA, 1041 nt
Organism: Cololabis saira (Pacific saury)
Lineage: Eukaryota; Metazoa; Chordata; Actinopteri; Beloniformes; Belonidae
Gene: hsd20b2
Product: hydroxysteroid (20-beta) dehydrogenase 2
Exons: 11
Coding region: 9-974 (321 amino acids)
Cellular component (GO): endoplasmic reticulum
Molecular function (GO): oxidoreductase activity
Source: RefSeq, a predicted model, not a curated record